Messenger RNA from Linum tenue, 1620 nucleotides. NCBI's taxonomy places the organism in Eukaryota, Viridiplantae, Streptophyta, Magnoliopsida, Malpighiales, Linaceae. The record is from the annotation of a GenBank genome assembly.
AUGCCCAGACCAGCUUCGAUCGUCGAAAUUCCCGAUAGAAGUUACCGGCCGGAUCGCCAAAACGGCCGCCACGCGCCUUCAUCCGACUCUUCCCCCGUCUAUCGCCGUCGCAGCCCUUGCUACAGCAGGUACGACGAGCGCUGUCGGGAGACGGAUCGAGGACGCAGCCGCCGCUCGAUCUCUCCGGCUCACCGAAGCCCUAGGUCAAACCCUAGCCCUAGAAGAAGGAGAAGCCCCAGCUCUUGGGCUAAAGAAAACCUAGAUUCUCUCCCGACUAAGUUCGGCCGCUGCGAUGGUGGUGGCUACCGAAACGGAAGGGAUACGGAACCGGAGUCCGACGAGGAAUUGAAGGAUUUGAGCUUUGAAGAGAAGAGGAGGCUGAAGAGGCAGAAGCUUAGGAAGUCGCUGAGUUACUGUAUUUGGGAGGUUACCCCUAGUCCACCGAGGCUCGAUAACGGGACCGAUGAGGAAGAGACGGAACGGAGGGGAGAUGGUAGUUCGGACAAAAACCAUUGCAGUGGGAAAGACAAAUUAGGAGAUGGGAAUGGCCUACCGGAUAUUGAGUCAGGGGAUUCUGGAAGUAGCGAGUCGGAGAGCCCGUCUGAAUCUGAGUCUGACGAUUCACGGUCGAGAAGGAAGAAGAGAAGCUCGAGAUCCAAGCGUAGAAGAGGUAAGGGAUCAGAUAUCUCGCCCGGGAGUGAAUCGGAAGAUUUGAAGUCGAGGAAGAAGAGAAGCAGUUUGAGUUCUAUGCCUAGGAGUACUAAGUCACCUGUGGAUAGCGGCAGUAAACAGGUCGAGGAUGUGGGUGAGAGUGCAAGCGAUUCUGAAGAGGAGAAUGGUGGUCGCCGGAAGAAGAAGUCAGCCAAGAGGAGCAAGAGCAGCAGAAAGAGUCGCAGAAGCAGAAAAAGUGGGAGAAAGAGUAGGCAUUCUGAUUCUGAUGAUAGCGAGAGUGAGGAUUCUGAUGAUAGCAAUGAGAAGUCCAAGUCGAAGAAGUGGAAACACAAAUCAGGCUCCCGUGCAAAACUCUCCAAGAAGAAGAGAAAAUCACAAUCCGACGGUGAAAGUGUGGAUUCUGAAAUUGAUACAAAGAGCAAACCAGAAAUAGCAGCAGAUGAAGAUGCUAUAACAGCUGAAAUGAACACUGAAGCUUUGAUGUUCAAAGAACUGAUGGAGGCACCAAAGAAACCUGCUUUUGACAGUGAACCUGCCGUUGGUCCAAUGCCUUUGCCUAGAGCUGAGGGGCACAUUAGCUAUGGUGGUGCUUUGAGACCUGGUGAAGGUGAUGCCAUUGCUCAGUAUGUGCAACAAGGGAAGCGUAUCCCAAGAAGAGGUGAAGUGGGUCUCUCUGCUGAUGAGAUACAGAGGUUUGAGGGUCUAGGGUAUGUGAUGAGUGGUAGCAGGCAUCAGAGGAUGAAUGCAAUUCGUAUAAGGAAAGAAAACCAGGUAUACAGUGCUGAGGACAAGCGUGCUUUGGCCAUGUUUAACUAUGAAGAGAAAGCGAAACGUGAGCACAAGGUUAUGGCUGAUCUACAGCGUUUGGUCCAGCGCCAUAUUGGAGAGGAUGUAGGUCCGAACCACGAUCCGUUUGGUGCAAAAGGAUCCGAUGAAGCUGAUGAUUGA